GUCUUGACUUUAUUUCUUUUGGUGCAUAUAAUUAUAAUAAUUGUCCCGCCAAAUUGUUAAUUGUCAAUCAACAAUUAUUCAUUGUUUUCAUUGUUAUUAUUAAAAAUUUUAUAACAGAAAAAAUUAAUAAACUAACUGACAAAGUGCAAAAUUGAUAAUAGUAAUUUAAAUUGUGUUAAAAAUGCCAGGAUUUAAUGAAAAAUCUGAAGAGCUAUCAAUUGAUGAGGAGCAUGAAGAACUCCAGUACAUAAAAUUGAUUGAAAAAAUUAUAAAAAAUGGAGCAAAAAAAGAGGAUCGUACUGGAGUUGGUACUAUUGCAUUAUUUGGACCACAAAUGAGAUUUAGUUUACGUGAUGGUGUUUUUCCAUUAUUAACAACAAAGCUAGUUGCUUGGAAGGCAGUUGUUGAAGAGUUAUUAUGGUUCAUAAGUGGAUCAACAAAUGCCAAAGAUUUAUCAGCAAAAGGUGUUAAAAUUUGGGAUGGUAAUAGUUCCAGAGAAUAUUUAGAUGCAUAUGGAUUUAAAGAUAGAGAAGAAGGUGAUCUUGGUCCAGUUUAUGGUUUUCAAUGGCGUCAUUAUGGUGCUGAAUAUACAAAUUUUAAUGAUAAUUAUGAUGGCAAGGGUAUUGAUCAACUUGCAGAUGUCAUUGAUAAACUAAGAAAUAAACCUGAUGAUAGAAGAAUCAUAAUGUGUGCAUGGAAUCCAAUUGAUAUACCAAAAAUGGCACUACCACCUUGUCAUUGUUUGGUACAAUUUUUUGUUGCUAAUGGAGAAUUAUCAUGUCAUCUUUAUCAACGUAGUGCUGAUAUGGGACUUGGUGUACCAUUUAAUAUUGCAUCAUAUUCAUUGUUAACAUAUAUGCUUGCUCAUAUUACAAAUCUUAAACCAGGUGAAUUUGUUCAUACAAUGGGUGAUUGUCAUGUUUAUUUGAAUCAUGUUGAUACAUUGAAAAUUCAGUGUCUACGUGUACCUAAAAAAUUUCCUCAACUUAAAAUUAUCAGAGAUGUCAAAGAGAUUGAUGAUUUUGUUGCAAGUGAUUUUGAACUUGUUGGCUAUGAACAUCAUCCAAAGCUUCCAAUGAAAAUGGCUGUUUAA
Aphidius gifuensis is the source of this 1093-nucleotide messenger RNA. It is a transcript of the gene Ts, whose product is annotated as thymidylate synthase. Gene Ontology annotation, biological process: dTMP biosynthetic process. The record is from RefSeq and is a predicted model, not a curated record. Gene Ontology annotation, cellular component: mitochondrion; cytosol. The transcript has a single exon. Bases 182 to 1093 code for a protein of 303 amino acids. NCBI's taxonomy places the organism in Eukaryota, Metazoa, Arthropoda, Insecta, Hymenoptera, Braconidae. Gene Ontology annotation, molecular function: thymidylate synthase activity.